Molecule: messenger RNA, 1661 nt
Organism: Clupea harengus (Atlantic herring)
Lineage: Eukaryota; Metazoa; Chordata; Actinopteri; Clupeiformes; Clupeidae
Product: keratin, type I cytoskeletal 50 kDa-like
Cellular component (GO): cytoskeleton
Molecular function (GO): structural molecule activity
Source: RefSeq, a predicted model, not a curated record
AUCUCCACCUGCCCGAUGCCGCUGUCAUACAGCCGCCGCUCCAGCCUUUCGGACACUAUGGACGUGACAACCAACGAGAAGGCCACCAUGCAGAACCUCAACGACCGUCUGGCCACCUACCUGGAGAAGGUGCGCUCCCUGGAGAAGUCCAACGCCGAGCUGGAGCUGAAGAUCAGACAGUUCAUGGACAGCAAGGCCUCGCCUGCCUCUCGGGACCACAGGGGCCAUCUUGCAGUGAUGAGUGACCUACAGGCCCAGAUUCGUCAGUCUUCGCAAGAAAACGGAGCGUUAUUCCUCAGCAUUGAUAAUGGCAAACUAGCCCUGGAGGACUUCAAAGUCAAGUAUGAGAACGAACUGGCCCUCAGGCAGUCAGUGGAGGAAGACAUUGCAGGGCUGAGGAGGUUGAUGGACACCCUGACGUUAGCCAGAUCCGACCUGGAAACGCAGAUCGAGGAGCUCCAAGAGGAGCUGAUCGUCCUGACGAAGAACCACGAGGAAGACCUUUCAGACAUCCAAGCACAGAUGAGCGGUCAGGUCGAUGUGGCCGUGGAUGCUGCACCACAGGAGGACCUGAGCAAAAUCAUGGAAGACAUUCGCAGACAUUACGAGACCAUUACCUCCAAGAACCGGAAAGAACUUGAGGUCUGGUUCCAGAGCAAGACUGAAGAAAUUAACAAGGAAGUCAUCGUCAAAACAGAAACCCUCAAGACAUCGAAGUCAGAGACUACAGACAUUCGCCGCAACUUUCAGGGCCUUGAAAUUGAGCUGCAGUCCCAGUUAAGCAUGAAAUCCUCUCUGGAGGGGACACUGCAAGAGGUGCAGUCCCAGUACACCUACAUGCUGGGGGGCUUCCAGGAGAAGGUGCUGACCCUGGAGGACCAGCUGUCCCAGCUGAGGGCCGACAUGGAGGGCCAGAGCAACGAGUACCAGAGGCUGCUGGACACCAAGACCAGGCUGGAGCUGGAGAUCGCCGAGUACAGGAGGCUCCUUGAGGGAGAUAUCAACUAUACACCUACCGCAUCAACGGCCAAGGCUAAGAUCAUCAUACUCACAGAGGAAAUAGUUGAUGGAACAGUGGUCAAGUCCUCUUCCACAACAGCCAAUGAGAAGUGAGCCUUGACCUACACUGAAUGAGGAGAGCAAUGGACUAUUGAACAAAAACUGCAAACAACAAUAAAGCUGCAUGUUGGGAACAUACAAUAGUGCCUCCCUGUGGUGUAUUUAUGAAAUGUCACUUGCGAUUCUCAAUUUGCAAAUGGAGAAGCAGCUGUAUUGAUAGACAAUGUUCACUGUUUUGCCAUACAAAUGUAUUUGUGACUUGUAAUAUUCCAUUGCAUACACUACCAAGUUAAUUUUAUGAAGGUGAAACACUGAGAUCAAACUGGAAGUCAACAUUAGAAAAGUCCACACAUCCCUGUACCUACCUCUUGUACUAAAUGAGAAAUAAAAUUGAAUAAACUAAAUUAAUUGUAUUUAUUCUACUGUGCACACUACAUGAGACAUGAAGGUGUAGGCCUUUGAUUAUAUCAAAUGGGAAUGAAAUACCAGUUUUAGAAUGGUUCAGCACUGUACAAUAGAAAUACAACCAUGUGCCAACACUGAAAACACACCAGUACUGAACUUUAGAGAAUGAGGGACGCCAGUCAGUAUCUGCAUCCAUC